CAGCCCCCCACCGCCCCCAAAGGGGCGAGCGACGCCAAGCUCUGCGCUCUCUACAAAGAGGCCGAGCUGCGCCUGAAGGGCAGCAGCAACACCACGGAGUGUGUACCCGUGCCCACCUCGGAGCACGUGGCCGAGAUCGUGGGCAGGCAAGGCUGCAAGAUUAAGGCUCUCAGAGCCAAGACUAACACCUACAUCAAGACGCCGGUGCGCGGCGAGGAGCCAGUGUUCAUGGUGACGGGGCGGCGGGAGGAUGUGGCCACAGCCCGGCGGGAAAUCAUCUCAGCAGCAGAGCACUUCUCCAUGAUCCGCGCCUCCCGCAACAAGUCAGGAGCUGCCUUUGGUGUGGCCCCUGCUCUGCCCGGCCAGGUGACCAUCCGCGUGCGGGUGCCCUACCGCGUGGUGGGGCUGGUGGUGGGCCCCAAGGGGGCAACCAUCAAGCGCAUCCAGCAGCAGACCAACACGUACAUUAUCACACCAAGCCGGGACCGGGACCCAGUGUUCGAGAUCACCGGGGCCCCGGGCAACGUGGAGCGCGCGCGCGAGGAGAUCGAGACGCACAUCGCGGUGCGCACGGGCAAGAUUCUCGAGUAUAACAAUGAAAACGACUUCCUGGCGGGGAGCCCCGACGCGGCGCUUGACAGUCGCUACUCUGACGCCUGGAGGGUGCACCCGCCCGGCUGCAAGCCUCUCUCCACCUUCCGGCAGAACAGCUUGGGCUGCAUCGGCGAGUGCGGUGUGGACUCGGGAUUUGAGGCCCCACGCCUGGGCGAGCAGGGCGGCGACUUCGGCUACGGCGGGUACCUGUUUCCCGGCUAUGGCGUGGGCAAGCAGGAUGUGUACUACGGCGUGGCGGAGACAAGCCCCCCACUGUGGGCGGGCCAGGAGAACGCCACGCCCACCUCGGUGCUCUUCUCCUCGGCCUCCUCCUCCUCCUCCUCCUCCGCCAAGGCCCGCGCUGGGCCUCCGGGCGCGCAUCGCUCCCCUGCCGCUUCCGCAGGGCCAGAGCUGGCCGGACUCCCGAGGCGCCCGCCAGGGGAGCCGCUUCAGGGCUUCUCUAAACUGGGCGGGGGCGGCCUGCGGAGCCCCGGCGGCGGGCGGGAUUGCAUGGUGUGCUUUGAAAGCGAAGUGACGGCCGCCCUCGUGCCCUGUGGACACAACCUGUUCUGCAUGGAGUGUGCAGUUCGCAUCUGCGAGAGGACGGACCCCGAGUGUCCGGUCUGCCACAUCACAGCCACGCAAGCCAUCCGAAUAUUCUCCUAAGCCCCCUGCCCCAUGCCUCCUGGGCCCACUCUUCAGGGCCCCGCCCUGGACCUGUUUUACACUAGGGCCUUUUGGAAA
This is a messenger RNA of Carlito syrichta (Philippine tarsier), 1338 nucleotides long. It is a transcript of the gene MEX3A, whose product is annotated as mex-3 RNA binding family member A. Lineage: Eukaryota; Metazoa; Chordata; Mammalia; Primates; Tarsiidae. The transcript is spliced from 2 exons. The record is from RefSeq and is a predicted model, not a curated record. The coding region runs from base 229 to 1260 and encodes 343 amino acids. Gene Ontology annotation, molecular function: RNA binding.